AUUACUUACGGUUGUUUUGAUGGCGACUCAACGAAAUCGUUGCAUCAGCUGUUUUCUUGUAAGGACGCAGAAUUUUCCAGAAAUCUGGCAACGCUUCGCUUCGACUGCUUGUGAUCUUACGCUGCUGGUGUGGAUGUUGCGUAAUUCGUUAUUUUUACGGAAAUCCUGAGUGAAGUAGAAGAAAAGCGGAGAUUUGCUGGCUCCUUCGAAGGAUUUGUAAUGAAGGAGCAGUGAAUUCGAACGUGGUCUGUGCUGGUUGUUUUUGUCACCUGUUUUCGCUGGCAAUCUCAUCCCAUCCCGUGGAGGGAGAGAGUUUUUCGUCGGGAGAGAGGAUUGGAAUUUGAUUUACGUUGAUCCAUCAUCCCUCGUUUCCAGAUCAGGACUGAUAAUUAUAGAAGCAGACGAUGGAUUGGUCACGAGCGCGGGGUGACGAAGGGGCCGCGGGGGGCUCCACGGCGGAGACGGGGGCCUUCAAGGCGGCGGGGAAGGGCUACCGCCUGGGGGCCGCAGCGGCCCGGGAAAAUGACGUGACGGCGGAUAUGCAGGCGCCUGCCAGCGAAGGGGGGCCGACAGGUACGACAGACGGCGCUACGGACGUACGCGACACCGAGGCCGCCCCUUCCCCCGCCUCAUCCUCGUCCCAGUCCUCCAGCCGGCCGCAGGCGAGCGGCAGCGGCAGUGCCGCACCGGAGAAGGAGAACAUGUUCGAGUGCAACAUUUGCUUCGACAGCCCCACCGAUCCCGUCGUCAGUCUCUGCGGACACUUGUUCUGUUGGGCGUGUCUGCACGGGUGGCUGGAGAUGCGGCCGCCGGGCCAGCAGCAGACCUGUCCGGUGUGCAAGGCGGCGGUGGACCGCGAUAAGGUGGUGCCGUUGUACGGCCGCAACAGCAAGCAGGAGGAUCCCCGAAAGAAGGCCGUCCCGCCGCGGCCCCGCGCGCAACGGACGGAAGCGCCGCCCGGUGGCGGUGGCAACGACUUUUUUCAAUUCCCCUUCGGCGGGAUGGGCGGCGGCGCCGGCAACGGCGGCUUCCACGUGUCGGUGGGCCUGGGCCUCUUUCCCUUCAGCUUCCUCAGCGCCGCCUUCAACGCCGCCGGACCCAACGUGAACGCGCCGGCGCAGAACGGACUGGUCAGUCAGAUCUUUUUGUGGCUGGCCGUCAUGCUCAUCCUCUGGAUCAUCUUCUACUGAGCCACGCUGACCAGGCAGUCGGUUUUUAUCCGUUAAUUCCGCGCUCACGCGACUGCACCUCCAUACGGCCUCUUUGUUUUAUGCAUUCUGUUUUAAUUUAAUUUUUCUCCGAUUUUACUGGGUAGCUUUUCUUGGGGAUCUUAAUAAAAAUUAAUUUGACCAGACACCGUCAUUUCCCAGCGCGACAAUUAUACGACUACAGAACUGCAGCCUGCUGGAUUAAUGACGUAUUUAUUGGUUUAAUAAAAUAACCAAAUUUAUUGAUAUUUAUUAUUUAAUUUAUUAACACCCGUAUAUAUUAAUAUCUAACAAAAUAGCCUAAUUAUCUGGAUGAUGUUGGCG
Messenger RNA from Paramacrobiotus metropolitanus, 1532 nucleotides. Its product is annotated as E3 ubiquitin-protein ligase RNF185-like. Bases 405 to 1190 code for a protein of 261 amino acids. Lineage: Eukaryota; Metazoa; Tardigrada; Eutardigrada; Parachela; Macrobiotidae. Gene Ontology annotation, biological process: ubiquitin-dependent protein catabolic process. Gene Ontology annotation, cellular component: endoplasmic reticulum. The transcript has 6 exons. Gene Ontology annotation, molecular function: ubiquitin protein ligase activity; metal ion binding; ubiquitin-like protein conjugating enzyme binding. The record is from RefSeq and is a predicted model, not a curated record.